Oikopleura dioica is the source of this 396-nucleotide messenger RNA. The record is from the annotation of a GenBank genome assembly. Lineage: Eukaryota; Metazoa; Chordata; Appendicularia; Copelata; Oikopleuridae.
AUGAAGUUCGACGACAAUCAUUACCAACAAGCCAAGAUCUCCGUCCCCUUUGCUUGGCUCUGUGGAUUCAUGCUCAUUAUUCCCAUCGCCAGAAACACAGUUUAUGAAAACGACACUUGCGGAAUCGACUGGAACAACAAGCCAGAGACGAAUAUGCCGAGCUUCAUCAAAGCUGACAGUGGAAAAAAUGCGUCAUUGACCGAUGAUCCUGAUGAUGAAGCCGAAGAUUAUGGCUCAGAAGAUCCGCUGGACUGGAUGAGCUCCGUCGUCGAAGAUGAUGAUUUUUUGUCGAAAAUUUUGAAGAACGACUCGGAAUUGAUCGAGCUCGACCAAUUUCAUGCUAGGUUUCAUGAUAACUCGAAAAUAUUUUGGCCUCACUUGGGCUGCCCAAGUUGA